AUGGCAGACGAUGUCUCCAACUUCAUUGCUGACCACGGUCUUCGGGAAACUACACUGAUAGGCCAUUCAAUGGGAGCUAAGACUGCUAUGACACUGGCUUUACGGUCACCAAAAGAUGUAGCAGAUAUUAUUGCCGUCGACAAUGCCCCGGUGGAUUCGCUCUUGGGCUCAGAUUUCUCCUCCUACAUCCGUGGUAUGAAGAAAGUCGACCAGUCUCACGUCACAAAAUUAGCGGAAGCAGACAAAAUUCUACAGGAAGUUGAGAAUUCUCUCCCGAUUCGACAAUUCCUGUUAGGAAAUCUUCACCGUGAACCUGGUCAGAACAUUCAGACGUUCAGAAUUCCUUUAGAUACACUGGGUGCUGCUCUGGGUCACCUGGGCGACUUUCCUUUUAAGGACCCCAACCAAUUUCGUUUCGAAAAGCGGGCUCUGUUCGUGCGCGGCACCAAGAGUAAAUACGUGCCUGAUGAGGUACUUCCAGCCGUGGGGCAAUUCUUUCCCAAGUUUCGUUUGAUCGACAUCGACGCUGGCCACUGGGUCAUCUCAGAAAAGCCGGAGGAGUUCAGAGCAGCUGUAGUGGAGUUUCUACAGAACCAGGACUGA
Beauveria bassiana ARSEF 2860 is the source of this 603-nucleotide messenger RNA. RefSeq names its product abhydrolase domain-containing protein. Bases 1 to 603 code for a protein of 200 amino acids. The transcript has 4 exons. The record is from RefSeq and is a predicted model, not a curated record. Lineage: Eukaryota; Fungi; Ascomycota; Sordariomycetes; Hypocreales; Cordycipitaceae. Gene Ontology annotation, cellular component: mitochondrion.